This is a messenger RNA of Nematolebias whitei (Rio pearlfish), 758 nucleotides long. RefSeq names its product brorin-like. Gene Ontology annotation, cellular component: AMPA glutamate receptor complex. The record is from RefSeq and is a predicted model, not a curated record. Gene Ontology annotation, biological process: negative regulation of BMP signaling pathway. NCBI's taxonomy places the organism in Eukaryota, Metazoa, Chordata, Actinopteri, Cyprinodontiformes, Rivulidae. The transcript has a single exon. The coding region runs from base 66 to 758 and encodes 230 amino acids.
GCCUGAGAUGUGAAGCGUGUUAUGUGAGCGAAGGUGUUUUCCCACCUUGCCGGUGGUGGGAACAAAUGCUGCGCUCCGUUACCAUGACAGCGGAAGUCCUCUUCCUCCUGGUGCUCCCGCUGAGCGGCGUUCUGUGCAACCCCGUGGUGACCUCCUCGGUGAGCAGAGACCGCCUGGAACGGGUGCUGACCCAGGCCCGGGGGGACAAACAGCAACACAAACAAGCCCCCGCGGACGAUUACGCUGCUCAGCGUCGACUGGAGGAAACAAACACUUUCGGCCCGAACAGGACCACUUCCAGUCUCGCCAGGCCGGACUUCAGUUCUCUGACACAGGGGUCCAAAGACAGGAAGUCCCCGGAGCUCCGGAGCGAACAGGACCGUCAGACAGACGAGGGUCCAACCAGUGACCUCACACAGUCCUUGGACGCCAUCGACGAGUACGCCUACCCAGACUACAGGGGCAAAGGCUGCAUGGACGAGAACGGCUUCGUGUUCGCCAUCGGCGAGCAGUUCACCCCGGGCCCUUCCACGUGUCCUUGUCUCUGCACGGACGAGGGCCCCAUGUGCACCAAACCCGAAUGCCCCAAGGUCCACCCUCGCUGCAUCAAGGUGGACACGAGUCAGUGCUGCCCGCUCUGCAGGGAGAAGAAGAACUACUGCGAGUUCCGAGGCAACGUCUACGCCUCGCUGGAGGAGUUCAAGGUGAGCCCGGUAACUGCACUCAGUCACACCGUCAGAACCCCAGAGAGGUUCUGA